AUGUUCGUUCUCAAAUCUUUGUUAAACCAGGGUUCUGGCCGCCUAGGCACAAGAUACCAGAGAUUGGCAACUGGAAGUCAUCGCCUGAGGCCGUGCUGGCAAACUUAUGCACAAAACCGUCGCCUUCACCUAGACAGUUUCCUGCAGGGAAACUCCGCAGAUUAUAUGGACGAGAUGUAUGCGGAAUGGCGGAAGAACCCUGCUUCAGUUGAUACCUCAUGGAAAAGAUAUUUUGAGGCGAUAGAAGCCGGGAAGGAGCCACCUGGACAUCUACUUGAACCCCCCGGCAUAUACCGCUUAAAUACUGCUGCAAACGUUCUUCCCAUCCCCUCAGUAGGUGACGACCAAGCCAGAAUACAGCGGCUCGUUCGAGCAUUCCAAGACUUUGGUCACCGGGGAGCAAAGACAAAUCCCUUGGAUCUUCCAGAUAAGGCAUCGUCACCACCAGAACUGCGACCGGAUUUCUACGGCUUUACUGAAAACGACUUGGACCGAGAGUUUGCACUUGGACCCCAUGUUCUUCCUUACUUUAGAUCCGCAAACCGCCAACACAUGACCCUCCGCGAUAUUCUCAAUACAUGCGAAUCUAUUUAUUGUGGCGUUAUUGGAGCUGAAUAUUCACACGUCGCAACCCGUGAAGAGCGCGACUGGAUUUGCGAGCGAAUUGAAUCCCCCGAACAAUAUAAGUUCCCACCGGAAGAAAAGAAGAGAGUACUCGACCGGCUGGUGUGGUCUACAAAUUUUGAGAAGUUCCUCGCUGCCAAAUUCCCGAACGCAAAAAGGUUUGGACUGGAGGGUGUUGAGAGCCAACUUCCAGCAGUGAAGGCAGUGAUCGAUGCGUCCGCAGAGCAUGGCGUGCGCAAUAUUAUAUUUCCAUGCUGUCACCGUGGAAAAUUGAAUAUUCUGAGCAAUGUGACGCGAAAACCAAAUGAACUGAUCUUCAACGAGUUCUUGGGCGAAUUGAAAUCUCGACAUGAUAUUCCAGGGGAUGUCAAGUAUCAUCUGGGAAUGAACUACGAGCGUGAGACGCCAUCCGGAAAGAAGGUCAAUAUUUCUAUUCUCCCAAAUCCGUCCCACUUGGAAGCCCAGAAUCCCGUGGCACAGGGUAUGGCACGAGCUGUGCAGCAGCAGAAUGGAGAUGAUCGAGAAUCCACGAUGGUCUUCAAUAGCCAUACCGAUGCUGCAUUUUCUGGACAGGGGGUCAUCUACGAAACCUUAGGACUAUCUGGGUUGAAGUCGUAUGAGACUGGAGGGACAAUUCAUCUGAUCGUCAACAAUCAAGUGGGCUUCACCACAAAUCCGGAGGCUGCACGAACCUCAUCCAAUGUAUCUGACAUUGCGAAGAGCAUCGGCGCACCAGUUUUCCACGUCAAUGCAGAUGAUGUUGAAGCUGUUGUGUUUGUCUGUAAGCUUGCAGCAGAUUACCGUGCCAAAUUUGCAAAAGACUGCUUGGUCGACAUGAUCUGUUAUCGGAAGAAUGGGCACAAUGAGAUGGAUCAGCCGUCCUUUACUCAGCCUUUGAUGUAUCAGCAAAUUGCAAACAAGGUCACCCAAUUAGAGCUUUACACCACGAAGCUAGUGCAAGAAGGGGUGAUAACUCGUGAAGAAGUCAUACAGAUGGAAGCAGAGGUGUGGUCGAAACUGAGCGAGAGCCUUGCAAACAGCAAGGACCCACAGACCCUCGAUCGCGAGUAUCUAACAGCACCAUGGCAAGACCUGAAAAAGCCGAGUGAAGUGUCCCAAGAAGUCUACCCUGCCAAAUCAACCUCCAUUACCCAGGAUCUCGUCGAUACGGUUGCAAGUGAGAUAGGUGUCCACAAGCAACCAUUUAUCGUGCACAAAAGCUUGCAAAAGAUUCUUCAAAAGCGACAGCAAAGUCUAACAGACGGAAGAGAAAUUGACUGGGCUACAGCAGAGGCCUUGGCGAUGGGAAGCCUGUGUCUUGAAGGUCAUCAUGUGCGGAUUUCAGGCCAAGAUGUCGAGCGCGGUACAUUCUCCCAGCGUCACGCAGUGCUCCACGACCAAAAUAGCGGGUUAAUAGUCACUCCUCUCGACUCGCUCAGCCCUAGCCAAGCUCGAUUCACAGUCGGAAAUUCUUCUUUGAGUGAAUACGGCGUCAUGGGAUUCGACUACGGGUAUUCCUGCAUGCAUCCUAAUGCAUUGGUGAUGUGGGAGGCACAAUUUGGUGAUUUUGCAAACAACGCCCAAUGCAUAAUUGACCAGUUCAUUUCGUCUGCUGAAUCCAAAUGGUUACUGAGAUCUGGUAUUGUGUUAUCUCUACCUCAUGGGUUUGAUGGACAAGGAUCUGAGCAUUCCUCGGCUCGCAUGGAACGGUUCUUACAGCUGUGUAAUGAGGACUCUCGGUUCUUUCCAUCACCGGAGAAAUUAGAGAGACAGCAUCAAGAUACCAAUAUGCAAGUUGUCUAUAUGACCACUCCUGCAAAUAUGUUCCACGUGCUCAGACGACAGCUACAUCGCGAGUUCAGAAAGCCGCUGAUCAUGUUCUUCUCAAAAUCCCUUCUUCGACACCCGAUGGCGAAAUCUAGCAUUGGAGAUUUUAUCGGAGAAUCGAAGUUUCAGCCUCUGAUCCCAGACCCAGCUCAUGGAAAAUCCAUUUCGAAUCCCCCUGAUAUCAAACGAGUGAUAUACUGCACGGGACAAGUCUACAUGGUAUUGGCAAAGUAUCGUGAGACCCACGCCAUUACAGAUACAGCCAUAACCCGCAUCGAACAGCUCCAUCCAUUCCCUUGGGAGCAGGUAAAAGAGAAUCUUGGGCAGUACCCCAGUGCCACAGAUGUCGUAUGGUGCCAAGAGGAAUCCCUCAAUGAUGGUCCAUGGGCAUUUGCUCGAAGCCGACUCGAGACUAUCUUUGAUAUAACGGAGCAACAUAAGGGCCGCCGGCUACGUUUUGCAGGACGCGAAGCAACGGCUAGUGUGGCUACGGGAUUUGUCAAGGAACAUCAUGCGCAAGAAGCAGCUUUGGUGAGAGAUGCCUUCCAAUCUGGUUGA
Messenger RNA from Penicillium concentricum, 3009 nucleotides. RefSeq names its product 2-oxoglutarate dehydrogenase family protein. The transcript is spliced from 4 exons. Gene Ontology annotation, biological process: tricarboxylic acid cycle. The record is from RefSeq and is a predicted model, not a curated record. Gene Ontology annotation, cellular component: oxoglutarate dehydrogenase complex; mitochondrion. Lineage: Eukaryota; Fungi; Ascomycota; Eurotiomycetes; Eurotiales; Aspergillaceae. Gene Ontology annotation, molecular function: oxoglutarate dehydrogenase (succinyl-transferring) activity; thiamine pyrophosphate binding. The coding region runs from base 1 to 3009 and encodes 1002 amino acids.